GAGGUCACAAGGUGAGGUUUUUCAUUUUUGUGUUCCUCUGAGACUGGUAUCAGUAGUUAUGAUUGCUACUUCAAUGGCGAUGCUCCAACAUGUGUGCUCCGUGCCCCUCGCACGUGCCGUUCGUCAGCCACACUCGUUUACAAUUGUAUCCUCUCGUAAACUCCGCACCACCUCCUCCGCCGUGUCUCCGCCCCGUACCUCGCACGUGGACCCUAGAGUACUGCUUGGCAUGUCCGAGCCAGAACUUCAACAGCUGGCCAACGACUUUGGCCAGCAAAGCUACAGAGGAAAGCAGCUACAUCAUCUAAUAUACGAGAGAAAGGUCAAAGAAAUCCAGGAUUUUAGUCAAUUGCCGCAGGCAUUCAGACAUGAGCUUGAAGAAGCAGGAUGGAAAAUUGGGCGAUCGCCAAUUUAUCGCACUGUCACUGCAGCUGAUGGCACUGUUAAGUUGCUGAUAAAAUUGGAGGACAACAGAUUGAUUGAAACUGUUGGCAUACCAGUUGAAGAUGAGAAAGGUUCAAUGCGCCUUACUGCUUGCGUGUCAUCUCAGGUAGGUUGUCCAUUACGCUGCUCAUUCUGUGCCACUGGAAAAGGCGGGUAUUCAAGAAAUCUUAAAAGGCAUGAAAUUGUUGAGCAGGUGUUGGCCAUUGAGGAUGUCUUCAACCAUAGAGUGACAAAUGUUGUCUUCAUGGGAAUGGGUGAACCAAUGUUAAACUUGAAGUCAGUACUUGAAGCACACAGGUGCUUGAAUAAGGAUGUGCAAAUUGGGCAAAGAAUGAUCACAAUUUCCACUGUGGGAGUCCCUAACACAAUUAAAAAGCUUGCUUCUCAUAAACUUCAGUCAACAUUGGCCCUUAGUUUACAUGCUCCAAACCAGAAACUUAGGGAAACAAUUGUGCCAAGUGCAAAAGCAUAUCCCCUAGAUGCAAUUAUGAAAGAUUGCAGGGGCUACUUUCUUGAAACCAGUCGACGAGUUUCCUUUGAGUAUGCACUUUUAGCUGGUGUCAAUGAUAGCACAGAGCAUGCAAUAGAACUUGCUGAGCUACUCCAGAAGUGGGGACGUGGUUCUCAUGUGAAUCUGAUACCAUUCAAUCCAAUUGAAGGCUCUGAUUAUCAGCGACCACAGAAAAAGGCGGUAAGAGCAUUUACAGCUGCUUUGGAAUCCCGGAAAAUAACUGUAAGCAUUCGUCAAACAAGAGGCCUGGAUGCAAGUGCUGCUUGUGGUCAGCUAAGAAAUGAGUUCCAGAAAAGUCCUUUACUUGCCGACUCUGACAGCUUACCAUUACAAACAGACAUUGCAGUCCUAUGUUGAUGCCACAGGCUUUCUGAUUGACUACCUUUACACACAAUUUUUAUAUACACAUGCUCACCCAGUCUUCUUCAUCCAAAAGCUUGAUGUUUGAUGAUGAGGCUAGUUGGUUCUUCUGCAAUCUUAAUUAUGACAUGAUCUAGAGCUUCCACUCAUAUCCUAGCAGCAAAAGCUUUUUUUCCCAUCAGAUGCUGAAAUUAAGCAGUGACAUGGUACUGGUGAUGCUAGACGGUAUUUAGAUAGCGAGCGGUGGCACGACUGAAGAAUGAGGACUUUCUGACGGAGGAAAAAUGGAUCUUGAUGAGACAGUUAGUAGUAUUGGCUACUUUGCGUGGAACUAACUUGCUGUUAGAUUCGGCUCUUUUGAAUCUUUGAGGCAGGAUAUAUAGACAAGAUUAUCCAACCCAAUGUUUGUAAUGCAAGUGUACUAUAUACAUAAAUUUUCCUAUUUUGUCGAAUUUCUUAGGAAUUCUGAUUUCAUAUUUGGUAAAUACAUUGUGUAUUUUAUUCCAAUGAAUUCAAUUUUGUAGAA
This is a messenger RNA of Jatropha curcas, 1841 nucleotides long. Its product is annotated as Radical SAM superfamily protein. Gene Ontology annotation, biological process: rRNA base methylation; tRNA methylation. Gene Ontology annotation, molecular function: iron-sulfur cluster binding; RNA methyltransferase activity. NCBI's taxonomy places the organism in Eukaryota, Viridiplantae, Streptophyta, Magnoliopsida, Malpighiales, Euphorbiaceae. The record is from RefSeq and is a predicted model, not a curated record.